Molecule: messenger RNA, 1336 nt
Organism: Notodromas monacha
Lineage: Eukaryota; Metazoa; Arthropoda; Ostracoda; Podocopida; Cyprididae
Source: the annotation of a GenBank genome assembly
AAGUGCAAAAAAAGUGUGGAGUCAGAGUGACAUCUAAGGGAUGAAAGCAACCAACUUGAAUGCAGUUGCGCUUUACCAAGCUUUCCGGGAAGGCUUGGACAAAAAGGUGCAAUGUGUGAAAGGUUGUGUGACUGUGCAAAGUUACACAAAGUUUUGUGAAAUAUGUGAUGCUGCACAGAACUACUUGGAUGGAUACUUGAAUGAAACACCAUGCAUCAAUGAAGGGGAAGAGGAUUCUGCUUCCUUUGAACAAUUGAAAACCUUCAUUCUUCAAGUCAUGGAAGAGCAUUCAAUGACAAAUUUGAAAGAAGUUGUAGCAUUCAAAAAUGAAGAAGUCAAAGGUGCUGCUGAUGAGGAGAACAUUGAUGAUGCUGAACCACAACAUUCUCCAACAUCCAGCAGCCUAACAUCACAAACACUCCAGCUACUUUGUCUGAUCCUUUGGCAAUGGCUUCCUCAUCAGGAGAAAAACCAGCAACAUAUUUUAUACAGAAAAGUUGAUAUGCUUCACUGCUUCCUCACAGAUGAUACAGAUGAUGAAGUUGUUCCUGUUCAUUUCAUUGAAAAGCCUUCAACCACAUCAUCUACUUGUCAGGAUGAAGUGUCUUUGGAAGCUGUGAUAUUUUCAGAAAGAGAUGAAAAUGGCCUUCAAAAGGAUGCUGCGGGACUGAACAUGCUGGAACCAAUGUCACAUCUGGCAUUGGUUGAUGAGAAAAACCUAAUCGCCAACCAAAUUGUGCCAUUCUUGCUUGGGCUGCAAGCAAGUGGUGACAAAUGGCCAGAUGAACAGAGAAAACAACUUGAUGGUUUGAGAAUCACCCUUAAUGAACACACUUUGAAAGGACUGUAUGAUGCUGACAUCUUCAAGUACACUCCAUCAGAUAAUAAGGAGAUCCUUGAAUGUACCAAUGAACAAUGUGAUGCAAUGGAUAGGGGAUGCCAUAUGUAUCGUCAAGUGUAUGAAGCACACUUCAAGCCAACGGUUGCCUUGUUCCUGAGGCUGUUGAAAGUGGAUGCCUUCUACAAAGAGAAGGAGUGGGACUAUGAGCUGGUUGACUUGGGGCUGUAUCCCCAAAAAGUGACUCCUUGUGCCUCCAAACAGGCACAAAGUGAUCAUAUGGAGAGGAGGCUGAAGUCAAUCUUUGAUGUGAAAAAGAAUCUGGAAUCCAUAUGUCAGAAGGAAGUCAUUGGGCAUGACACUGCCCAAGUUAUUUAUGUUUCCCAAGGAUUGUCAAUUUGUCUGGAUGAUCAUGAACUCUUCAUGAUUGCAAUGGAAAUGGGUUAUACUCUAAGUGACAGGGAAGUCAGUGCAAUUGUUUGUACAAUUAAUUUGUGA